AUGGAGGCGAACGGGGCCGCAACGUCAUGGGGCCCUGUGGGCGACGGCUCAGGGAGCGACGGCGAAGAAGGAGGAAGUCGACGGAAGCUGCUUCAGAAACACAGAAAGGAGAUUAAGGAUCUCCAAGCAGCCAGCAAGCGCGCGCUCGCCGCGGCGAAGGGGAAGGGGGCGAAGCAGCAGCUGGAGCGCGAGAUCCGGCAGAAGGAAGCGGACCUCCUCGCAGAUCACCAGAGACAGCUUGCGGCUCUGUCCAGAAGCGGAGGGAGGGAAGAGGCUGCCAAAGAUUCGAACGACCAGAGGAACGAGCAGGCGGAGGUCGGGAGCGCCAUGGCCUCUGUGAACGGAUCUUCCUCCGCCGCAUGUCGCUCCGGAGACAAGACAGGCGCGUCGGAUGCGAGUGUCUCCGCAUCGCCAGGCGAGAGCGCGGACGCGGUUGUCAACACCUUCGCGUCGCUGCGGCUCUACGGCGGAGACGACGGGCCCCGGGAGCCUGCCAGGCUGUCCAAGGCGCAGCAGCGAAGAAGGAAGAAACGCGCGGAAGAGGAGGCACGCGAAGAGGCGCUUCGGCUCGAACGAGAAGAGGCUGGCCCAGAUCCGGGCCAGGUGGAGUGGGAGGCGCUCCGACGCCACCUGGCAAGUCUCAAUCUCGCGAUUCACUCGAUCGCGGCGGACGGCCACUGUAUGUACAGAGCGAUCUGCCACCAAAUGCAGAGGAUUUGUUCGCAAGGAGUCAACCCGGCUGCUUCCGUUGAGACUCUGCGACUCAAAGUUGCGGACUUUCUGGAAGAGCAUCGCGAGGAUUUUCAGCUCUUCCUCGACGAUGCCGCUCAAACCCAGGAAGGCUUCGAGGAUUACUGCGAGAAGAUCCGCAGCACUGCGGAGUGGGGCGGCGAAGUCGAGCUGCAGGUGAUCUCGAAGGUGCUCCAGCGACGCAUUGAACUCGCCUCGAUGAAUGACGGAGAAUUCCUCAUCCUCAAUUACGGCGAGGAUUGCGCGGCAGAUGCGACGCCCCUUCGCCUCGCAUUCCACCGCCAUCUGUUGGCCGCAGGCGGGCACUACAACUCCGUCGUGCCGGCUGCGUGUGCGACGCCUGACUCUGCAGUCGAAGUUGGAUGUGACACCGAAUAA
Neospora caninum is the source of this 1128-nucleotide messenger RNA. Its product is annotated as Similar to uniprot|P38747 Saccharomyces cerevisiae YHL013c, related. Gene Ontology annotation, molecular function: cysteine-type deubiquitinase activity. Gene Ontology annotation, biological process: protein deubiquitination. The record is from RefSeq and is a predicted model, not a curated record. NCBI's taxonomy places the organism in Eukaryota, Apicomplexa, Conoidasida, Eucoccidiorida, Sarcocystidae. Bases 1 to 1128 code for a protein of 375 amino acids. The transcript is spliced from 7 exons.